Molecule: messenger RNA, 707 nt
Organism: Schistosoma spindalis
Lineage: Eukaryota; Metazoa; Platyhelminthes; Trematoda; Strigeidida; Schistosomatidae
Source: the annotation of a GenBank genome assembly
AUGUUGGAAGAUUGUCAAUACAUUGGAAUAUAUCGUUGUUUAUCUAUCCGUUAUGAAUGUCUUAUAUUAAAUCCACGUGAAGAGAUUAAAAAAGUUCUUGAUUUUCUUGAAUUACCAUGGGAUGAUAAGUUAUUGGAACAUGAAAAGUUUGUUUAUAAUACAUCGAAAUUAAACAAAUAUGAAGCAAGCUCAAUUCAAAUAGUAAAAUCAAUCCAUAAUAAUUCUUUGGAUGCAUGGUCACGUAAUGAUUCACCUAUUCUUACUGAAUUUUUUAAAUUGAUGACUACAAAUAGUUCACUUUUAAAAGUAUUAGGUUAUGUAAGUGAUGAAAUCCAACCGAAUUAUAAGAAUCUAUGCAAUAGUUAAGUGAUGUCAUAGUUUAUUUUCGCACAGACAUGGAUAUAUUUUUUUAAUUUGGCUUUUUUUUUAAAAAAAAUUAUUAUUUUACCGGUUUUCGUAUUUACAAAUUGUAAUAAUGAACAUUUUCACCUGUUUUCAUUUUCGAAUCCUUCAUAGUAACAAUUUUUCAUUGUAUCUGUUUAAUUUAAUUUUUUUAAAUGGUGUGUUUUUUGUCGGUAAAAUGAAAUAGUCAUUGUAGUAACAAUAUUUUUCCUUAAAAAUCAAUUGAUAAUAUUUAUUUAAUAGUUGAAUUUAUGAGAUAAUUGAAGCUAAACCUCCAUCGAAAAUCUGGAAAUACUGGACGGUCG